Molecule: messenger RNA, 1005 nt
Organism: Carassius auratus (goldfish)
Lineage: Eukaryota; Metazoa; Chordata; Actinopteri; Cypriniformes; Cyprinidae
Product: snake venom vascular endothelial growth factor toxin ICPP-like
Exons: 5
Coding region: 477-908 (143 amino acids)
Biological process (GO): response to hypoxia; induction of positive chemotaxis; positive regulation of endothelial cell proliferation
Cellular component (GO): membrane
Molecular function (GO): vascular endothelial growth factor receptor binding; growth factor activity; chemoattractant activity
Source: RefSeq, a predicted model, not a curated record
AAAAUCUGGAAUUUGAGGUUCGAAAAAAAAAUACAAAUAUCGAGAAAAAAGCUUUUAAAGCUGUCCAAAUAAAGUCAUUAGCAAUGCAUAUUACUAAUCAAAACUGAAAAUUUUAUGUGUUUACGUUAAGACAUGUUCAAGAUGUCUUAAUGGAGCAUGAUUUUAACUUGAUAUCCUAAUUAUUUUUGGCUUAAAAAAAGAUAAGUUUGACCCAUACAAUGUAUUUUUAGCUACUGUGAUAAAUAUAUCCGUGCAACUUAAGACUUUGUUUUAAUGAUUAAUAUGAACAGCGUUAAAUAUUGUAUUUGACAAAUAUAUGUCACUUUUAAAGCAACGCAUCCUGUUUUUUUUUAAGACUUAAAAAAAAAUAUAUUUUUUCAGAAUUAUCUAUGUAUUUUGCAAUCUCAGUCAUCAUGAGCACAUGGUGAGUAACAGUUUAAUCGGGAAAUAGGAUUCAAGUGAACCGUGUAAUCGGAAUGAUCAGCAGUCUAACGUUUGUCUCGCGAGGCAGAAGUUCAAGUAUAAUGCUACUUUUUCUGUGUGUGCUGUAUCUCGUCCUGUACCACCAGGCAUCUGGGAUGAACGUUCAGCAUCGUCAAAAGCGAAAUAUCGGCCAAAAGUCUGUUCCAGCAUGGAUGUUAUACGAACGCAGCCUUUGCGAGCCCCGUGAAACGCUUGUUAAAGUUGAGGAUGAAUUCCCCGAGGUGAUGAACAUGCGUAUUUUCCCCUCCUGUGUGCCCCUGAAGCGCUGUGGAGGCUGCUGCUCUGAUGAAGCAACGCUGUGUGUGAAUGUGAGCUCGUACACCACUGUGAUGCAGUUUAUGCAGUUGAAUGUGCAAGGGGAGACUAUUGAUCUGCAGUUUGUUGAACACAGCCAGUGUGAAUGCAGGUUCAGAGACCAGCUAUGAUGCUUACUGGAAACAGCUCAUCCAUGCCACAUAAAUUGUGAUCUGCUUAUUUAACCAGUUAUCUUAUAUUUUAUGGAGUUAUUUAAAUGAAUUCGUA